This is a messenger RNA of Lathyrus sativus (Indian pea), 609 nucleotides long. The record is from the annotation of a GenBank genome assembly. NCBI's taxonomy places the organism in Eukaryota, Viridiplantae, Streptophyta, Magnoliopsida, Fabales, Fabaceae.
AUGGCCAAGAAGAGAAAAUCCAUAGCCACCACACUCGACGAAGUCGAUCGAACCAUGUACGCUUCGUUUUGUACCGCUGCUAAUUCUCUCUCCCUGCUUCACAUGCAUGCCCUCAAUCACCAGAAACUCUCCUUCCAAGCUGGUCAACGACAUAGCCUCGAAAAACUUUAUCAGUGGAUCUGGCGACAGCAAGAGGGUGGAUCGAGAGUUGCAACGCUUGAUAUACUUAACUACAUUCAGAAUGAACUGGAUUGUUUUGGAGAGGAGCAAUCCAUUUCGCCUAGAGCAGCACCACAACCAGUAACACAAGUAGCUAGUUCUGGCUCUACAGUAACACCUGGUUCUUCGUGCCAAACAGUUGUUGGACAGGGACUCGGGUCGGAGCACUGUGAUAAUCAAUCCAAGAGUUUUGAAUUUUCAAAUGCUUUGCCAAGUCCUGUUCGUCGAAGUCUUCAGCAUUAUCAAGUUGGUGAGGGAGGGAGCUACCUUAGCGGUCCCUCCACAGGUAAUGGAAACCAGAACACUGAAUCCAUCUUUUUUCACCAUCAAAGCAGGGACUCUACUGCAUUUAGUUCCAACGAUUCUGCCAUGGACAUGCAUGCAGAGUAA